UAAAAGAAGAUUCGAUAUCAUCCGCCAUGAAAGCUUCUUCGAGCUUCUUCUUCCUCCUCUAUCUCAUACUCCAAUGUUACUUCCACUUGUCAACCCCUUCAUCACCACCUCCUCUUCUUCUCCCACUCUCUCACUCCCUCUCGAACGCCCAUCACUCCUCUCCUCUCCACCUCCUGAAAUCCGCCUCCCACCGCUCCUCCGCCCGCUUCCGCCGCCAUCACCACCGCCACCGGCAAUUCCCUCUUCCUCUCUCCUCCGGCAGCGACUACCUUCUCUCCCUCUCCGUCGGCUCCUCCUCCGUCUCCCUCUACCUCGACACAGGCAGCGACCUCGUCUGGUUCCCCUGCAAGCCCUUCACCUGCAUCCUCUGCGAAUCCAAGCCCACUUCCCCUUCCCCUCCAGCUUCUCUCUCCUCCUCAUCCGCCGCCGUCUCCUGCUCCUCGCCGUCAUGCUCCGCCGCCCACUCAUCCUCCUCCUCCUCCGACCUCUGCGCCAUCUCUCGCUGUCCCCUCGACUCUAUCGAGACCGGCGAUUGCGCCUCUUUCCCCGACAGUCUGUCUUUCAAAUCCUUCUCCGUUCGUAAUUUCACCUUCGGCUGCGCUCACACCACCCUCGCCGAGCCCAUCGGCGUCGCCGGUUUCGGCCGCGGUCGGCUCUCUGUUCCGGCUCAGCUCGCCACCUACUCUCCCCAGCUCGGUAACAGCUUCUCUUACUGUCUGGUACCUCACUCGUUCGACUCGGAAAGAGUCCGCCGCCCGAGUCCGCUCAUCCUCGGCCGCUCCGUCGAUGAGAAGGAGAAACGGUUCGGACCCACGGAGGAGAAAACCGAGUUCGUCUAUACCCAGAUGCUGAACAACCCGAAACACCCCUACUUCUACUCCGUGGCUCUCGAGGGAAUCUCUGUCGGAAAAAGGAAAAUUCCGACACCGGAGAUUCUCAGGAGGGUGGACAGGAUCGGCGGAGGAGGGGUGGUCGUGGACUCGGGGACGACGUUCACGAUGCUUCCGGCGGGGCUGUACAACGAGGUGGUGUCGGAAUUCGACAGCCGGGUGGGAGGGAUGAACGAGCGAGCGGAACGGGUGGAAUCGGGGACGGGCAUGGGACCAUGCUACUAUUACAACAGCACAGGAAGUGUUCCGGCGAUCGUGCUGCACUUCGCCGGGAAGGGAUCGAGUGUGGCGCUGCCUAGGAGGAACUACUUCUACGAAUUCAUGGACGGUGGGGAGAAGAGGAAAGUGGGAUGCCUGAUGCUGAUGAACGGUGGGGAUGAAUCGGAGCUGAGAGGUGGGCCCGGAGCGACGUUGGGAAACUACCAGCAACAAGGGUUCGAGGUGGUUUAUGAUCUGAGCAAGAGGAGGGUCGGGUUCGCCAAGAGGGAGUGCAACUCUCUUUGGGAAAGCUUGAAGCAUGGCUGAUGACGUGGCGUUAUUUCUGAGAUAAAUAAACACAAUAAUUUCGUGCGUGUACAGAGAGGGAAAGCCAAUGCCAAUGUGUAAAGUCCAAAGAGUUUGUCAAUAAAUCCGUGCGAUGGAGAAAUAAAUGAGCAUAUGAUCAAAUGUCGAUGGGAUCAGAGCGACUGUUUUUGUAUUUAAAAAGUUUUUUUAAAUCUAAGCAUCAAAUGAUUAAUACAA
This is a messenger RNA of Tarenaya hassleriana, 1631 nucleotides long. Its product is annotated as probable aspartyl protease At4g16563. Gene Ontology annotation, cellular component: extracellular region. The transcript has a single exon. Lineage: Eukaryota; Viridiplantae; Streptophyta; Magnoliopsida; Brassicales; Cleomaceae. Bases 27 to 1415 code for a protein of 462 amino acids. Gene Ontology annotation, biological process: proteolysis. Gene Ontology annotation, molecular function: aspartic-type endopeptidase activity. The record is from RefSeq and is a predicted model, not a curated record.